AUGGCUGCAAGAGUAGACCUUCCAUCGAUGCCACAGUUUGAUCCUCAUGUAGAUUACAGCAGUUUAGCGACACGAUGGGAAGAGUGGCUUAAACGAUUUCACCUUUAUCUUCGAGCUGGAAAAAUCACCGAUAAAACACAACAACGAGCCCUUCUUCUAUACAUGGCUGUGCCCCAAGUACAAACAAUAUUUGAAACGCUAGCUAAUACUGGAGGUGACGACGACUUCAAAACAGCGGUUGAAAAACUGACAGAAUAUUUCAUGCCAAAGAAAAACCUCGAGUAUGAGAUUUAUAUAUUUCGCCAAGCCCGACAAACGACUGACGAAACAUUGGAUCAGUACCACACGCGCCUUCGAAAGUUUGCUACAACAUGCGAGUUUACCGAUGCUGAUCGUGAAAUUAAAACACAAAUCAUACAAAGCUAUGUUUCUACGCGUCUUCGGAGAAAAGCGCUUCGUGAUUCAACGCUUACUCUGAGUGCCUUACUCGCUGAAGGUCGUACCUUGGAAGUAAAUGAAAAACAAGCUAAAGGCAUCGAGAAAUCCCUCGCAGCCAUCAAGAUCGACGAAAAACUCCCCACUGAAAUCGACGAUAGUGUGAAUGUGAUUCAACAUCAACAACGCCAACAACCGCCGUACGCUCGUCGGGAAACAGUGAAACGCAAGUGUUAUUAUUGCGGGUUAGAUUAUCCCCACAAGAACAAUAGCUGCCCAGCGUAUGGCAAAGAAUGCUCGUUUUGUCAUAAGAUGAAUCAUUUUGCAAAGGUUUGCAAAAGUAGUCAAAAUCGAGAUCAGAAUAAAUUUCCCCACUCAUCACGCCAAUUCAACAACUCGUCAAUUAACACUGCUAAUAGACAGCACACUGACGAUGAAAGCAACUCAUCCUCGGAAGGUGAAUACAUCUACACGGUGAACACAAGCUCAGUAGUUGCGUCCAAGGACAAUUUGACUGCCAAAUUAAAGAUCAGUCGGACGAAUUUUCGAGCACUCAUCGACACCGGGGCGUCUAUCAACAUUAUAGACGAGCCGACAUUUCAACACUUAUGUAAACAAAAACCUAUUAAAAUACAUCGUUCAAAAGCACGAAUAUAUGCGUAUGCUGCACAAUCGCCGCUUCCUAUGCUGGGAGUAUUCGAAGAAAUCAUCGAAUCGAAGACAAAGAUGACAAGCGCCAAAUUUCACGUCGCAAAAGGGGACAAUGGCAACUUACUUUGCUCAGAAACUGCAGCAGAACUCGGAUUAAUAACAUUGAACAUACACAAUGUAAACAAAGACAAACCGGAAGUAAACACAACUACAAAAGUAAACACAACUGUGAAAGUGCCAAACGAAUUCACACCUGAGGCAGAAGCCACUGAAUUCAUUCAAAGUCUGACAAAUGAGUACGAGGACUUAUUCAGAGGAAUUGGGUGCCUGAAAAACUUCGAACUUAAGCUACACAUAGACCCUAACGUCAAGCCAGUUGCGCAACCGGAAAGGCGUAUACCAUUUCACAUCCGGGAGAAAGUAACUCACGAAUGGACAAGUUAA
Molecule: messenger RNA, 1530 nt
Organism: Paramuricea clavata
Lineage: Eukaryota; Metazoa; Cnidaria; Anthozoa; Malacalcyonacea; Plexauridae
Source: the annotation of a GenBank genome assembly